This is a messenger RNA of Carassius auratus (goldfish), 4032 nucleotides long. RefSeq names its product adhesion G-protein coupled receptor F1-like. Gene Ontology annotation, molecular function: G protein-coupled receptor activity; calcium ion binding. Lineage: Eukaryota; Metazoa; Chordata; Actinopteri; Cypriniformes; Cyprinidae. The transcript has 20 exons. Gene Ontology annotation, cellular component: membrane. The coding region runs from base 321 to 3590 and encodes 1089 amino acids. The record is from RefSeq and is a predicted model, not a curated record. Gene Ontology annotation, biological process: cell surface receptor signaling pathway; adenylate cyclase-activating G protein-coupled receptor signaling pathway.
AACGUACACACAGGAAUGCAAUCCGUCAAGAACUGAAUAACUUGAAUCAAAUGUUUUCCUCACUUGUCUGUCUCGUUACAUUUAUAGUCAUCCUCUUAUAAACACAGAGGGAAUACUUGCAAGUGUAUUAUUUCAGUCGUGCAAGUAUUCUGUAGGUGGAUAAUUUAGAAGGAAACAAACACUGUUCUUUAGACAGAUUACUUGAUAGUUCAAGGCAUCAUAGAGUUUUUAUUUUAUUAUUUUUCCAGAAGCAAGAGAAAUCCACAUUCUGGAGAAAUAAACUGAAGUGAAUUUGAAGUAAUUUACCUUGAAUUAGAAACAUGGCCAGUGAAGUUUCAGGGAAAACAUUAAAAUACCGAUUAGGAAUCAUCACUGCUAUCCUGCUGACCCAUUUGUAUGUUGUGAAAAGUAUCGAUUUUUCAGGAAUAAGCAUAGAUUUACAGUUGACCUCCACAGAUGGGUCAGUGCAUCAUGUAACACAAAUUGCAGAUAUUAAUGGAUGUCUCAUCUCAUUGUCUGUGUGUGGGCCGGGGAUCUGUUCCAGUAACACUGGAAACUAUUCGUGCUCUUGUUGGGAAGGAUAUAACGCUACAAAUAUAAAUAACAGUAACCUGUGCAUAGAUUCUGUAUAUGAAUGUCACAUCAAUCUAUGUAGUCCAAAUGUCAGCUGCACAAAUCAGUUGGUAAAUUACAAAUGCUCAUGUCUGGAUAGACUCACUGGAACAAACUCAAAUCUCAACGUAAGCGUCGAGCGAUGCACAGCACCAACAGUAUCACCACCAACAACAGCUACAGUUAUUGGAAUGCAAAUGAAAAUAGCUCAGACUUUUGACUUAAGUCUUGCUGAUCCUGGUAGCAACAGUUACAUUUAUUUACAUGGACGAAUUGGGUCAACAAUUAAUGCAAGUUAUUCUAAUAAUUUAACUGGCUACAAUAUUGGUUCUACAAAAGUCUCUCGCUUCAGGCCUGGUAGUGUUAUAGCAGACUACAGAAUAAAUGCAACAUCCUAUAGCCUUGAUUUUAGAGCAGCAAACACACAGGUUUCUGACUCUCUAAGGGCACAAGGCAUAAUUUUAGCUGAAGAUGCUUUUGCUCAAAGUGAUCAAACAGUUUUCAGACCAGAUCAGUUAUAUCCUCUGCAAAAGGUAGACCUGAACUGCACACAGCCAGACUUUGCAAAAGGACCAAUAAAAUGGACAGUGGAUAACAAAGAUCCUGCUCUAGACAACACAAGAUACCUACUCUCAAACAACAACAGUACUCUCACUGUGAUAAACGCUAGUGAGGGUGACAGUGGUCAAUAUUCAUGCAUCACACAAAGGAAUACAAUACCAUACAUUCAGUGGCAAAAUAUCAUUAUUAACCAACGCCCCAGUAUUAUCGUGGGUGAUAAUUACCGUGUUUUCCCAUGUGAUGGCAGCAGUUUUCAACUGAAAUGUUCUGUUGAUGUUGGCUUCAAUCUUGAGUGGGUUCUGGAUGGAACAGUAAAGAUUUCAGGAUCUGACAGUAUCACAUUAAACUAUACUACUCGGAGUGGAAAUUGUACAGAUCAAACCUUUACCUUUACUUGUCGUCUCAAGGAUCUGCCACAACUACAGAAUUACAGUUAUAGCUAUAGCAGCGUCACAGUAAAGACAAGCACAGAACAAUUUGACUGUCAAAAUGAAGAGCUUGGUGCUGGAAAAGCAACUAAUGAGAAGACAGGAGUCUGUGGAAAAGGCUUCAAAGGCACCAUAACUUACAAAUGUGAAUCACGGGUAUGGAAAUCAGUAAUGGACAACUGUAUAUAUGAUUAUAUCGACAACCUGAAAAACCAACUUGAGUCUUUGCGUGUGGAGGAGAUCCCAGAGUUUAUGGCUAACCUCAGUUCUGUCACAGAACAGAAUGGCAUUGAUAUAAUACAGUCUGCUGCUACCGUCAAAGCAAUUGUCGACAUUCUUUUUAAAAUAGCCAACUUCCCACAAGCUACUUCCUUCAGUAGUCCAGUUAUGGGGAGUUUCCUAAACACAGUGGACGUUAUUGUAUCAGUUAAUGCCAGUAAUACAUGGAGCAAACUGAACAAAGGCAACAACACAGGAGACACCAGCAUUAAACUUCUGAGUGCUAUUGAGAAUAUAAGUGACCGUCUCACAGAUGAAUUUGCGUUUAAUAAAACAUCCAUUCAGCUGAACAGAACUACAAUUAAAAACUCAUUCACUUUAACCUCAGCACUGCCAAACUCAACAACAGAGAUUGUAUUACCACUGGUUCCUCAUGAGACUACCAUUACCAUCAUAAUCUUCACAACUCUUGACAAAGUCCUACCUUCUCAAGGUACUAAUGACAGCAGGAAAUCAGAUGUGCGCAUCAAUGGAGAUGUGGUUGUUGUUAAGGUUAAUGAGACUCUCAACAAUAUUUCUUUGACAUUUGACAUUACUAAUCAGUCUUUGGGAAAUCCUCAGUGUGUCUUUUGGAACUUCAAUCUCAACACAUGGGAUUCCACUGGAUGUAAAGUAAAGCGGAACAGCACUGGUAACAUUACAUGUGAAUGUAACCACACAACCUCCUUUUCAAUCCUAAUGUCACCAUUUAACAUUGAUCCCAAUUAUCGCACAGCCUUAGCCUAUAUAACUUACAUUGGCGUAGCUAUUUCGAUGGCCAGCUUGAUUAUUUGUCUGAUUAUUGAGGCUAUUGUAUGGAAGUCAGUAAGAAGAAAUGACACGUCCUACAUGCGGCACGUCUCCAUAGUCAACAUUGCCGUGUCCCUGCUGAUCGCAAACAUCUGUUUUAUCAUUGGAGCUGCGAUCGCAGAACAAGAGCAGCCAACCUCAGUGGGUCGCUGCAGUCCAGUGGUUUUCUUCAUGCACUUUUUUUACUUGGCUCUUUUCUUCUGGAUGUUAAUGUCAGCACUGUUGCUCUUUUAUCGUACAGUUAUGGUCUUGUCUCAAAUGUCAAGGGCCAAUAUGAUGGUUAUUGCCUUCAUGGCCGGAUAUGGUGCACCUUUGCUCAUAGCGGUUAUUACUGUAGCAUCAACAGCUGGACCUCAAAAUUAUAUUUCCAAACAAAAUGCAUGCUGGCUGAACUGGAACGAAUCAAAGGCACUGCUGGCAUUUGUGAUUCCAGCUCUCACUAUUGUAGCCAUAAACCUUGUGGUUUUGAUUGUGGUUCUGUACAAGAUGUUGAGCAGAGGAGUUGGUGCCGAAACUCAACCUGCUGAGAAACAUGCCCUGGUGGUCAUUGCCAGAUGUGUGGCCAUUUUGACUCCUAUUUUUGGUCUAACAUGGGGAUUUGGAAUUGGAACCAUGGUUUCACAAGAUUUAGGCAUUCAUGUGGUGUUUGCACUCCUCAAUUCACUGCAGGGAUUCUUUAUUUUGGUGUUUGGAACGCUUUUAGACAGCAAGUUACGUGAGGCUCUGGCAGGACGCCUGUCACCAAGAAACCUUACCAGCUCUAACCGCACCAGGAGUACAAGUGCAGGACCAUCAUCUUCAAGUGGACUGGGUUUCUUUCAAAGGAUCCGGAGAAAUGUGUUCAACAUAUCUGAAGCCAAUGCUUUCUCAGCAGCUACAUCUUCACACAGCUCCAGUGGCACAGAUACUAUGAAUGCAUAAUCAGCUGCUUCAUAAACUAUAGUUUACUUAAUUACAUGUUAAACAGCCUUUCCUAAGCAGGUUUUCUAUACCAGAAGUAUAUGUAAACUGCACUAUCUGCUACUGAUUUCUGGGUUGAGGUGUUUCUAUGUUCUGAAGUAGUAAUAAAAAUAUAUAUUAUUUACUUAAUCAAGUAUAAGUACAGUACUUAAACCACUGAUUAAUAACAGAAAACAUUUAAAUCGAUCAGUAAACUACAGAAAAUGUGUAAUAUUUUACAAUUAUAUUAUACUAAUGUAACUGACCAACAAUUUUCAGUGAUGCAAAUGCUGUUUUGAAUCGAAAGUAGUGCUUUCAUUUACACAUCAUACAAAUUCAUGUAAUUUAUAAUUGAAUACAAUGAGACAAGAGCAUUUUUCAGUUGUGCAAUUUCAGUGUGUAUAAGGAAUACUAAUAAAAAUGA